Solanum verrucosum is the source of this 1970-nucleotide messenger RNA. RefSeq names its product nonsense-mediated mRNA decay protein 2. NCBI's taxonomy places the organism in Eukaryota, Viridiplantae, Streptophyta, Magnoliopsida, Solanales, Solanaceae. The record is from RefSeq and is a predicted model, not a curated record. The transcript has a single exon. Bases 394 to 1887 code for a protein of 497 amino acids.
CAAGUCUUGUUUGCUUUUCUUGAAGUUUUAGCUGCAUUUUUUUUUCAAAGAUUGAAACUUUAUGCAGUGAAAAAUGAAGUCUUGGUAGUCUGGUGAUGUUUACUUAACUUUCUCUUUAGAAUCUAGGGUUGUUUUGUUUUCUGUUGUUUAAGCUACUUUUUCCUCUGGUUUUUGGUACCAUUUUGUGCUCAUAGGAUUAUGAAUGUUCCUGUGAAAGUUAUAAUUUUGUGCUUAUCAUAACAUUUUGCCUUGUGGGGUUUUGAAAGCCUUGAUUUUUUGUGGUUAUCAUAAGAUUUUGCCUUGUGGGGUUUUGAAAGUUUUGAUUUUUUGUGGUUAUCAUAAGAUUUUGCCUUGUGUGGUUUUCAAGAUUUUGAAUUUUUGUUGAUCAUUUAGAUGGAUUCUGGUAGUUUAUAUUCAAAUAUGGGUCCUGGUAUGUUAGGAUUAGAAAUGUCAUUGCAUCAUCAAAUCCCUCAACAGAACACUCACCAUCACUUGCAUCAACAACCUCCACCUCACCCCCAGCCCCCACCCCACCACCCCAUGGUUUCAUUUGCACAUCAAGAAAAUGCUGAUAACCAACAACAAACAUUGAGGCAAGUGUUUCCAUUUGGUAACAACAAGGCUAAAAAUCAAAGCUUGAAUUUUAGUGAUGAUGAUGAACCUGUUCCUGGUGUUAGUGCUGACAAUAAUAGUACAGAUGAUGGAAAAAGGAAUGGUAAUAAAACUUGCCCUUGGCAAAGAAUGAAGUGGACUGAUAACAUGGUGAGGUUGUUGAUUAUGGUGGUUUAUUAUAUUGGUGAUGAAGUUGGUUCUGAAGGGAAUAACAAUAAUGAUUCUAGUGGAAAAAAGAAAGGUGGUAGUGGUAGUGGUGGGGGUGGGGGUGGAGGUGGGGUUGUAGGGGUUUUGCAAAAAAAGGGGAAAUGGAAAUCAGUUUCUAGAGCAAUGAUGGAAAGGGGUUUUUAUGUGUCUCCACAACAAUGUGAAGACAAAUUCAAUGACUUGAAUAAGAGGUACAAGAGGGUUAAUGACAUUCUUGGUAAAGGUACUUCUUGUAGAGUUGUGGAGAAUCAAAAGUUGCUUGAAACAAUGGAUCAUUUAUCACCAAAGAUGAAAGAAGAAGUGAAGAAGUUGUUGAAUUCUAAGCACUUGUUUUUUAGAGAAAUGUGUGCUUAUCAUAAUAGUUGUGGUCAUAAUGGUGGUAGUGGUGGUGGUGCUAGUGGGAGUGGAGUUGCUAAUCCACAAACUCAUCAAAACCAAUCAGAGCAGCAACAAAGGUGUUUGCAUUCAUCAGAAAAUACAAAUGCAAGAAUUGGUGCUAGUUUAGUAGAAGGGCCUAAAAUGCCAAAAGGGGCAAGUGGGGAAAAUGAUGAGGAGAACGAGGACGAGGAGGAUGAGGAUGAAGAUGAGGAGGACGACGAUGAUGAGGUGUCUGGUGCUAGAGGACACGACCACGACCAUCAGUGCCACGGAGAGGAGGACGAUGACAUGAAUGAAAGAUCGAGAAAGAGGCAAAGAAAGUUGGGAACUUCAUCACCAAUUGUACAACAAUUGAGUACUGAAUUGGCUAAUGUUGUUCAAGAUAGAGGGAGGAGUCCACUUGAGAAGAUGCAAUGGAUGAAAACUAAAAUGAUACAAUUGGAAGAACAACAUGUUAGCUAUUUGUGCCAAGCAUUUGAACUCCAAAAGCAAAGAUUGAAAUGGAAGAAAUUUAUAAGCAAGAAGGAGAGGGAAAUGGAAAGGGAUAAACUAAUCAAUGAGAGGAAAAAAUUGGAGAAUGAAAGAAUGGUACUUUUGUUGAAGCAAAAAGAGCUUGAACUUCUUGAUUAUCAUCAACACCAUCCAAACAAUAACAAUAGGAAUAGUGACCCUUCUUCUGUUACUGGAUGAUGAAAAUAUUGUACAAUACUAUCAGGAACUAAGCUAAUAGAUCAGAUAUAUUAUGUAAAUAUAUAGUAUGUAUAUAUGUUUUU